CGGCCUCCCUAGCGGCGCGCUGGGGAUCCCCCUGUCCGCGCCCGACCCCCAGAGCUCUCCGCGACGGCCGCCGCCCCCCAGUCCUCCGCUGCUGUCCCCGGGGGCCAGAGCGGACAUGGCCUCGGCCGCGGUGACGGCAGCACGACGUGGGCUUGGCCGGGCUCCCCGUCUCCUGCUCUGGCGCGGCUACCAGACCGAGCGCGGCGUCUACGGCUACCGGCCGAGGAAGCCCGAGGGCCGGGAGCCCCGGGCCAGCCCGGCGCGCCCCCCAGUUGAUCACGGCCUUGCCAGGUUGGUGACAGCGUAUUGUGAGCAUGGUCACAAAGCGGCCAAGAUCAACCCGCUCUUGGCCGGACAAGCCCUGCUGGAGAAUGUACCUGAAAUCCAAGCCCUGGUGCAGACCCUGCAGGGACCCUUCAGCACCGCAGGAUUAUUGAACAUGGGGAAGGAAGAGGCCUCGCUUGAGGAAGUAUUAGCCUAUCUCAACGAAAUCUACUGUGGGCAGAUCUCUAUUGAAACCUCCCAACUUCAGAGCCAGGAGGAGAAAGAUUGGUUUGCCAGGCGGUUUGAGGAACUGAAAAAGGAGACAUUUACCACGGAGGAACGAAAAUAUCUGUCAAAGCUAAUGCUAGAGUCUCAGGAGUUUGACCACUUUUUGGCCACCAAGUUUGCCACAGUGAAGCGAUACGGAGGGGAAGGGGCUGAAAGCAUGAUGGGCUUUUUCCACGAGCUGCUGAAGAUGUCGGCCUAUGCUGGGAUCACCGAUGUCGUCAUCGGGAUGCCCCACAGAGGCAGGCUGAAUUUGCUGACAGGCCUUCUGCAGUUCCCUCCAGAGCUGAUGUUCCGCAAAAUGCGAGGCUUAAGCGAAUUUCCGGAGAAUUUCUCAGCCGCUGGAGAUGUCCUGUCUCACCUGACCUCCUCCGUGGACCUGGACUUCGGCGCGCACCAUCCGCUCCACGUGACGAUGCUACCCAACCCCUCACACCUGGAAGCUGUGAACCCCGUGGCCGUGGGGAAGACCCGUGGCCGGCAGCAGUCUCGACAGGACGGGGACUACUCUCCCGACAGCUCGGCGCAGCCUGGGGACAAAGUCAUUUGCCUGCAGGUUCAUGGAGAUGCUUCUUUCUGCGGUCAAGGGAUUGUUCCAGAAACAUUCACGCUAUCCAAUCUCCCACAUUUCAGAAUUGGUGGGAGUGUCCAUCUGAUCGUCAAUAACCAGCUGGGUUAUACCACCCCAGCAGAAAGAGGAAGGUCUUCUUUGUACUGCAGUGAUAUUGGGAAGCUUGUGGGCUGUGCCAUCAUCCAUGUCAAUGGAGAUAGCCCAGAGGAAGUGGUCCGUGCAGCACGACUGGCUUUCGAAUACCAGCGCCGAUUCCGCAAGGAUGUGAUUGUUGAUUUGUUCUGCUACAGGCAGUGGGGCCACAAUGAGCUGGAUGAGCCUUUCUUCACCAACCCAGUCAUGUACAAAAUCAUCAGAGCCCGAAAGAGCAUCCCAGACACAUACGCAGAACACCUUACUGCCAGUGGACUCAUGGCCCAGGAGGAGGUGUCUGAAAUAAAAUCCUCCUACUAUGCCAAGUUAAAUAACCACUUAACCAACGUGACCCACUACAGCCCCCCUGCCACCAACCUGCAAGCUCACUGGAGGGACCUGGUUCAGCCGGAAGCGCGGGUCACCACCUGGAACACAGGUGUGCCCCUCGACCUGCUGCGGUUUAUUGGGGCAAAGUCCGUGGAGGUGCCGGAGGAGCUUCAGGUGCACAGUCACCUCCUAAAGAUGUAUGUUCAGUCUAGGAUGGAGAAAAUGACAGAGGGGACAAAGUUGGACUGGGCCACGGCUGAAGCUCUUGCCUUGGGCUCCUUACUUGCUGAAGGUUUUAACAUCCGGCUGAGUGGCCAAGACGUUGGCCGUGGAACUUUUAGUCAAAGGCAUGCAAUGGUGGUUUGCCAGGAGACUGAUGACACCUACCUCCCUCUGAACCACAUGGAUCCUGAUCAGAAGGGGUUUCUAGAGGUCAGCAACAGCCCCCUGUCGGAAGAGGCCGUGCUGGGAUUUGAGUAUGGAAUGAGCAUUGAAAGCCCAAAGUUGCUGCCCAUCUGGGAGGCUCAGUUUGGUGAUUUCUUCAAUGGCGCCCAGAUCGUCUUUGACACAUUCAUCUCUGGAGGGGAGGCCAAGUGGCUCCUACAGAGUGGCAUUGUCAUUCUCCUCCCACAUGGCUACGAUGGGGCAGGACCGGAUCAUUCAUCUUGUCGCAUAGAGCGUUUCUUGCAGAUGUGUGACAGCAGAGAGGAGGGGGUGGACGGAGACACCGUGAACAUGUUCGUGGUUCACCCCACGACCCCCGCGCAGUAUUUCCACUUGCUCAGAAGACAGAUGGUCCGGAACUUCAGAAAACCCCUCAUUGUCGCUUCUCCGAAGAUGUUACUCAGGCUCCCUGCGGCUGUGUCAGCUCUUCAGGAAAUGGCACCGGGAACGACAUUCAAGCCGGUCAUUGGUGAUUCAUCUGUGGAUCCAAACAAUGUUAAGACCCUCGUGUUCUGCUCCGGCAAACAUUUCUACGCCCUGGCAAAGCAGAGGGAAUCUCUGGGGGCCAAGAAGGGCGACUUUGCCAUCAUCCGAAUAGAGGAACUCUGCCCUUUCCCGCUGGAUUCUUUGCAGCAAGAGAUGAGCAAGUACAAACACGUUAAAGAUCUUGUCUGGAGUCAGGAGGAACCUCAGAACAUGGGUCCAUGGUCUUUUGUUUCUCCAAGGUUUGAAAAGCAACUGGCCUGCAAGCUCCGCCUCGUGAGCCGUCCCCCUUUGGCCGUACCCGCAGUGGGAAUUGGCACAGUUCACCUGCAGCAGCAUGAAGAUGUCCUCACCAAGACCUUCGCCUGAUGACAACUCUUGGAGAAAUACUACUUCCUUUUAAGAAAACUAUCAUAAAAGGAAAAGCCUACUUCCUCUAUUCUUUCUUUCCAUUGGGUGACAUGAAAAGACUGUCUUCCUCUAAGAUGUUGGAAUGGGUGUGAACAACUUAAUCUGGAUUAGUUGAAAUAAUCAGGGUAAUGGGUU
Molecule: messenger RNA, 3055 nt
Organism: Microcebus murinus (gray mouse lemur)
Lineage: Eukaryota; Metazoa; Chordata; Mammalia; Primates; Cheirogaleidae
Gene: DHTKD1
Product: dehydrogenase E1 and transketolase domain containing 1
Molecular function (GO): oxidoreductase activity, acting on the aldehyde or oxo group of donors, disulfide as acceptor; thiamine pyrophosphate binding
Source: RefSeq, a predicted model, not a curated record